Messenger RNA from Acanthamoeba castellanii str. Neff, 507 nucleotides. RefSeq names its product developmentally regulated GTP binding protein. Gene Ontology annotation, biological process: cytoplasmic translation. The transcript is spliced from 5 exons. The annotation marks the transcript as partial. The record is from RefSeq and is a predicted model, not a curated record. Lineage: Eukaryota; Discosea; Longamoebia; Acanthamoebidae. Gene Ontology annotation, molecular function: GTP binding; GTPase activity. Gene Ontology annotation, cellular component: cytoplasm.
AUCGACGAGAAGGUGUGCAGGCUCAUCCUGCACGAAUACAAGAUUCACAACGCGGAGAUUCUGAUGAGGUGCGACGCCACCAUCGACGAGCUCAUCGACGUCAUCGUGGGCCGCGCCCACUACGUCAAGGCCCUCUACGUGUACAACAAGAUCGAUCAGCUCUCCAUUGAGGAGGUGGACAAGCUCGCCAGGCGACCCCACUCGGUCGUGAUCUCUGCCGGCCUGCAGCUCAACCUCAUGGACGGCCUCCUGCCCGCCAUCUGGGAGUACCUCGACCUCGUCCGAGUCUACACCAAGCGCCGCGGCCUGCCGCCCGAUUUCUCUGAGCCCAUCGUCAUGCGUACCGGAGCCACCGUGGAAGAUGUCUGCAGGCUCAUCCACAAGGAUCUGGUGGACCAGUUCAAGUACGCGCUCGUGUGGGGCGCCUCGGCCAAGCACACGCCGCAGAGGGUCGGUCUCAAGCACCGGCUGCUCGAUGAGGACGUCAUCUACCUCUCCAAGAAGUAG